AAACAGUUUCUCUUGUGCAAAAAAAUAUUGAAGAAAAUCCAAAAGACGUAAUUGUGCUCGCUGGGGUUUCGGGAGGUGGAAAAACAUCGACAACAUUUGGAAUUGCUAUGGAACAUUGGUCAAUAUAUAUUGAUUGUUCUCCUACUGUGGGUCAAUAUGGUAAUCAUGCGGAGGUAGAACUUAGACAUAUCAGAACUAAACAACCGAAGUUCGAACAGUAUGAUCAGCAAGAGUAUGCAUACCACAAGCUGGACACAAUAAUACUCUCACGUGGACUUUUACUUAUCAAGAUGAUUACUGAGAGAAAAAUUUCAACACCAAAGGAAUGGCUGUUUGUACAACUUCAAAUGAAUGAUUAUGAAAUCCGAAAGACUUUAGGAUCUGAAAAUUAUGACCAUUUUACUGUUAUUGAACUUAUCGACAUGAUUAAUGCUUUUCUCAAAGUAGAUUAUCUAACCUUAAUAUUUGAUGAGGCACAAAUCCUAUGUAGAUCUCAAUAUGGAGAAUAUCAAGGAAGUUCAAUUGAGGGUAAAAAAUGGAGUCUUUUGCAGGGUUACAUCGCACAUCUUACUCAACUUCCCGUUACCUGCCUUCUUGCUGGCACUUACAUGCAUAUGGCGAGUGGAAUUUCUCUCGUCACUAGUGUUGGAAAAGCCCCAUAUUUGGAUGCUCAUAUUAUACUAAAGCUUCCCUUCCUCUCACGCGAUGAUGUCCUGCGGAACCUUGACGCCGUAAUUGACCUGACAGAUGUUACGCCUGAGAUUCGCGACUACUUGGGACAUGUUCUCAGGGGACGACCUCGAAACUGUGCAUCAUUU
Messenger RNA from Acaulospora morrowiae, 818 nucleotides. Lineage: Eukaryota; Fungi; Glomeromycota; Glomeromycetes; Diversisporales; Acaulosporaceae. The record is from the annotation of a GenBank genome assembly.